Molecule: messenger RNA, 2550 nt
Organism: Phascolarctos cinereus (koala)
Lineage: Eukaryota; Metazoa; Chordata; Mammalia; Diprotodontia; Phascolarctidae
Gene: HFE
Product: homeostatic iron regulator
Biological process (GO): regulation of iron ion transport; response to iron ion starvation
Cellular component (GO): external side of plasma membrane
Molecular function (GO): transferrin receptor binding
Source: RefSeq, a predicted model, not a curated record
CCUCUUCAGUGUACAAACCAUUUCAGUAAAACAUGGGGUGGAGAACAUUCUGAAAAGGAAUGUCCUCCUAGUCCUGGAAUAAAAUACUUUAGGUCUCUCAGAUUAAGCCCUGUAAACUAGGAUUUGGGAGCCAGCAGAAGCAGGAAAGGCAAAGAGAGGGGCAUUCCUGUGACUUGGAAAUACCGGGCAGGUUCAGGGUUGCAAUGAGGACACUAUCUCAACUGGCUCUUCUCCUGCUCCUCCUAAGGGUAGUGGUCCAACGGGAGGGACCGUCUCGGUCUCAUUCUCUUCAAUUUCUCUUCAUGGGGGCAUCACAUCCUGAGUUAGGACUCCCUUCAUUUGUAGCCCUUGGCGAUGUGGAUGAGCACUUAUUUGUGUACUAUGAUCAUGAAAGCCGAAAGGCAAAACCCAGGGGCCCAUGGAUACAGAAGGAUGAAAUAGAUAAGUUUUGGAUGAGACUUACUCAAAGCCUGAAAGGAUGGGAUCAUAUGUUCAUUAUCGACCUUUGGACCAUAAUGGACAAUCACAGCCAAGGUCAGGGGUCUCACAUACUACAGGUAAUGCUUGGCUGUGAGCUCCUGGUGGAAGACAACAGAAGCAGAAGUUUCUGGAAAUAUGGCUAUGAUGGUCAAGACUAUCUCAUCUUCCAUCCAGAGACAAUGAACUGGACAGCAGUUCAGCCUGAAGCCCAGGGCACAAAGCAGGAAUGGGAGAUAAACAAGAUCCGAGCAAAACAACAUCGAACUUACCUAGAAAGAGACUGCCCUGAGAUGCUACAAAGAUACUUAGAGAUUGGAAGUGAAAUCCUGAAUAAGAAAGUGCCCCCAUUGGUGAGAGUGACUCGACACACCACUCAUGAAGGUGUUACCACUCUGAGAUGCCAAGCUCACAACUUCUCCCCAGUGAACAUUACAUUGAGCUGGUUAUGGGAUGGGAAGCUACUGAACCAAGGAACUGAGCUGGGAGACAUCCAUCCCAGUGGGGAUGGAACCUUCCAGAGCUGGAUAGCCGUGGAUGUUACUCCAGGAGAAGAACAGAGAUAUGCCUGCCAAGUAGAGCACCCAGGACUAGACCAGCCCCUCAUUAUGACCUGGGAGCAUCGCCCACUGUCUGUCACCCUGGCUACUGGGAUCACCACUGGGAUCAUUGGUAGCAUUAUCAUUACCACCAUAGUUGUCAUCAUCUGGAAAAAGAAGAAGGUGUCAAGAGGAUUGAUCAGGAGCUAUAUCCUGACUGAAGUAAACUGAUCCAGCUGGAGGAGAAAUAAUAAGAGUCAGACAUUCUGCUAAUCGUCAGCUGCCAGUCUCCCCUCUACAAUCCCAGUGGAAAGAGCCCUGGAAGGUGGCAUCCAUGCUAUGCACCCAUCACCACCAUCCUUUUCGCCUUCUUCAUUACCCAUGGACAUCAAAGGAUCCAGACUCUGAGUGGGUCUCAAACUCCCUUCUGAACAAUAUUAGAGUUCACGUUAUCCCUCAGUGGCAGUUCCCUGAAGAUACACAUAGGACACUGAUUAAAGUUAAACCUGAGGAUUGAAGUUGUUAUGAUAAAACGACUGGCAGUCUAUUUCAUAGGGUUUCUGAACCUUGAUAGAGUUGCUAUAGUAUUCAGCCACAAACAGCAAGUCUCUGGAGAAUUUAUUCAAUCUCAAAAGAGAAUGCUCAUUAGUUAAUUAACUUUCACAAGUGAUCUCACUUAUCAUUUCUAGUCUUCUUUUAUAUUUCUGUCCCUUAGGUAUUCUCCAUUCCAGUCAAAUUGGCCAGCUAAAUGUACAUAGCAUCAUAUCUGCCACCUAGGUGUCUUUACAUAGGUUGUAUCCCCAUACCCAGAAUGCACUCCUUCCAUCCUCUCUGCCUCAAACAAGUCCCUAAUAUCCAACCAAGCACAGCUCAGAUGCCACCUCAUAUAUAAACCCUUUCCUGAUCUGUUUAAUGGUAUACUAUUCUCUCCCUCUUGAAAUGAUUUUGUACGUCCUUUGCAUUUACUUAUCUAUAUAUAUAUCUUCUAUACACUUAGUAGAAUGUAAACUCCUUGAGGAAAGACUUUUGUUUUUCUCUUUGUAUAGUGCCUUGCACAUAGUAGCCACUUGAGGUAACCCAUAUUGAUCACUUACGACACUCCCUCUUUGUGAUUAAGUUUAUGCGAGAGCCUAAAUUUUUGAUAUGAAGGUUAUGCAGUGAACAUUUAAUUAGGAAAAAAGAAUUGUUUGUUUCUUCAAAUGUUAUUAACUUGUUCUUCUCUAAUGGGUACUGGUCUUUAACAUGUUGAUAAACUGACAAAUUCUUACUACUGAAUUCCGGAUUUUCUAGACUAGGGGUCUAGACCAUUCCACUUAUCUUCUGAUGGCCUAAAAGCAGGACUGAAAAAGAAUAUUGAAUACAGGAAGAAGUACCUGGAAAGGGCUGUAAACUUUUUAAAGGGUUCUUAAUUUGUGCCAAGCUGAGUAAUGUAAAGCUAUGCUUGUGAUUUACCUCAUAUGUAUAUGAUUCAAAAGGAAUUUAAACCCUGGAAUUUCUUAUAAUUGCAAUAAACCGUUGUGCACUUUUGAUCACA